AUGGCUGAAUCAGCCCCUCCCGGUUGCCGCUCAGACCUGGACUCCAGGUACUACAGACUUUGUGACACAACUGAAGGCUGGGGCAUCGUCCUAGAAACGGUGGCCGCAGUGGGGGCUGUGACCUCAGUGGCCUUCAUGCUCGCUCUCCUGAUCCGCAUCUUCAAGGUGCAGGACUCCAGCAGGCGGGAAAUGCUCCCUACCCAGUUUCUCUUCCUCCUGGGUGUGCUGGGGGUCUUUGGCCUCACCUUCGCCUUCCUCAUCAAACUGGACAGCGGCACGGGGCCCACACGCUUCUUCCUCUUUGGUGUCCUCUUUUCCAUCUGCUUCUCUUGCCUCCUGGCUCACGCUUUCCAAUUGACGAAGCUGGUCCGCGGGCAGAAGCCCCUCUCCUGGCUGGUGAUCCUGGGCAUUGCUCUGGGCUUCAGCCUGGUACAGGAUGUCAUUGCUGUUGAAUAUGUUGUGCUCACCAUGAACAGGACCAAUGUGGACAUUUUUUCUGAGCUCUCUGCUCCUCGUCGCAAUGAAGACUUUGUCAUGCUGCUCAUCUACGUCCUCUUCUUGAUGGUGCUGACCUUUUUCAUGUCCUCUUUCACCUUCUGUGGAUCCUUCACUGGCUGGAAGAGACAUGGGGCCCACAUCUUCCUCACCGUGCUCCUCUCUGGGGCCCUCUGGGUGGUAUGGAUCACCCUGCUCUUUGUUCCCACCCCUGGUGCCCAGUGGGAUGACACCAUCCUCAGCACAGCCUUGGUGGCCAAUGGCUGGGUUUUCGUGUUCGUUUAUGUUGUCCCUGAGUUUCAGCUGCUCACUAAGCAACAAGACCCCAUGGAUUAUCCUGUUGAGGAUGCUUUCUGUAAACCUCAACUCAUGAAGAAGAGCUAUGGUGUGGAGAACAGAGCCUUCUCUCAAGAGGACAUCACUCAUGGUUCUGAAGAGACAGGGGACACACUCUAUGUCCCUUAUUCCACCCAUUUUCAGCUGCAGAAUCGGACGUACCAGAAGGACUUCUCCAUCCCACGGGCCCAUGCUCAAUCUAGCCCUUACAAUGACUACGAAGGAAGGAAAGAGGGCAGUUAA
This is a messenger RNA of Galeopterus variegatus (Sunda flying lemur), 1074 nucleotides long. It is a transcript of the gene GPRC5A, whose product is annotated as G protein-coupled receptor, class C, group 5, member A. The transcript has 3 exons. Bases 1 to 1074 code for a protein of 357 amino acids. Lineage: Eukaryota; Metazoa; Chordata; Mammalia; Dermoptera; Cynocephalidae. Gene Ontology annotation, cellular component: intracellular membrane-bounded organelle; signaling receptor complex; plasma membrane. Gene Ontology annotation, molecular function: protein kinase activator activity; G protein-coupled receptor activity. The record is from RefSeq and is a predicted model, not a curated record. Gene Ontology annotation, biological process: G protein-coupled receptor signaling pathway.